This is a messenger RNA of Nerophis lumbriciformis (worm pipefish), 1413 nucleotides long. The record is from RefSeq and is a predicted model, not a curated record. NCBI's taxonomy places the organism in Eukaryota, Metazoa, Chordata, Actinopteri, Syngnathiformes, Syngnathidae.
AUGCCGGUUCAUCUGCUACGUGGAGGCCUAGCCCUUUUGGCCCUUUUGUGGAGCCUCGAGUUGCCUUUAGUUUCUCUCCGUCACUUGAAAGUGCGACCCCAACUGCUCCUGGUGUCCUUCGAUGGCUUCCGCUGGGACUAUGUGAACCGUGUUCCGACGCCAAACUUUCACGCCCUAAUGGAGGAAGGUGUGACAGUAGAGCACGUGGAGAACGUGUACAUCACUAAGACCUUCCCCAACCACUACAGUAUGGUGACAGGUCUCCACGCCGAAUCACAUGGCAUCGUCGGUGACCGGAUGCUUGACCCAAGUCUCAACCUCUACUUCUCCUUUGACAAUAACAGCAUCUAUGAGUCACAUUGGUGGGAGCAGGCAGAGCCCCUGUGGGUUACCAUUCAGAAGUACGGGGGGCGGAGCGGCGCUGCUAUGUGGCCCGGUUCUGAUGUGAAGAUCCAUGGAAUGUACCCUACUCAUUACCUCCCACGUGAUGCUUCACUUAGCUUCGAGUCCCGGGUCGAAAACCUGAUUAAAUGGUUCUCUGCUCUUGACCAGGAGGCAGUAAAUUUUGGGGUCCUGCACUGGGGGGAACCGGACGCAAGUGGACACAAGUUUGGACCCGAGAGCACCCUGAUGGAUGCUGUCAUCGCUGACCUGGAUGAAAAACUCGGCUUCCUGCGCAAUAAACUGAAGACAGCGGGCCUUUACGAGAGAGUCAACUUGGUGGUGACCAGUGACCACGGCAUGACGCAGGUUUUCCCCGAUAAAAUCAUUGAACUGGACGUGUACGUAGGAAGAGACUUGUACAGCUGGGUGGACAAUAGCCCCGUGAUGGGAAUACUACCCAGAGAAGGAAAGCUGGACGAGGUUUAUGACAAGUUGGUUGACGCCAACCCCUACAUGACAGUCUACCGAAAAGACGCCAUCCCCGAACGCUUCCACUACCGCCACAACACCAGGAUCAUGCCUAUCUUGUUGGAGGCUCAGGAGGGAUGGAUCAUCGUGCAGAACAGGAGCACAAUGAUCACGUUGGGAAAUCACGGCUACGACAACACUCUACGCAGCAUGCAGCCCAUCUUCCUGGCCCGCGGUCCAGCCUUCUGCCAGAACUACGUGAAGCCCACCAUGCGCACUGUGGAUCUGUACCCCCUCAUGUGUCACAUCCUGGCCGUCCCACCUCUGCCCAACAACGGUUCCCUGCUAGAUGUUGAGGACCUGCUGCGCCCAGAGUCUAUGGCGUUCCCACCCAACAUCUCACACGCCAGUAUGGUAGUGGGCGUCCUCAUCGGGGCAAUGCUGGUAGUGGGCUUCCUAUUAGUGUUCGUGCGGCAGGUGACGCUCAAGCAGCUUCCUUCGCUCAGACACAUCCGCAGGGAGAUGUCACAGCCUUUACUGCAAGACGACUUGAACCUGUAG